AUGUCAGACUCAAUCUCCCAAAAGUCGUCAGGUCUUGACACAUGUCUGCCGUAUGCAAAGACGAAUCCUCAUCUCUCGAAUGAACUUCGGUCGGUCACUUCAUCCAGAGAUUCGUCGUUGCAGAAAGUAUGGUCCGAGGAUUAUUACGAUGAUAAACAUGCUUCCGAAGGACCAAGUUCGCAGUCUUUAACCGAUUCGACGACUGAUUCACAAACACAUAUAGCUUCGGGGCAAGAGCCGAGCAGAUCAAUGGCUAGCGAACAACAAAAUUCACCAAAACAUAGAAGCCACUCGCGAUCUGUUACCGACCUGCUUCCUUUCCGAUCACCUCGACAAAGUUCCUCAUCCAGGGACCAGAGUCCGAGCAAACAGGAUAUCGAGACGGAAUUCAUGCCUACCUUUACAGGAGACAGAGAUGGGGUUAUAAAGGUGGCAGAUAAAUCAAGAGGGGGAUUGAGCUCUUGGUUUACUGGGUCAUCAACACCAAUGUCGUUACCUUUUGGAGAAAAGACGCUGCCCGACCUGCCUUCCACCACUUCCUCAAGAUCAGUCUCCCCCGAGCGACCCACGCCACAGAGACGACCUACAUAUGGCAGUGCUAUACCAUCACCAAAACCACAAACCGGCAUGUUUGGAGGAUUCUUUUCGAAAGCACCUGUGGAAGAGCCAAAGUUAUCACCUGCCGAGCUGAUGAACGAUGAACUCCUUACUCUCGAUAUAAACGCAGCUCUAUUCCCUAAUGGAACACCAGCCGAUCCCUUCUCUCCAGCGUCUUUCAAAAACUUGCUCCUCAAUGCCGAAGGGAUACUCCAAAAGCUACAGUCUGCAUAUAAAACUCAAACAUUAUCAUUACACGAAAUUCAAAUCGAAAAGUCAGUGAUGGAAGAAGAAUUGGAGGAAGCAGGGACGAGAGCACAGAUGUACAAGUCACAGUUAGAGGAUAUGGCCACCAAGGUACAAGAGUCAGAUGCGGCAUUAUCUGAUUUGGUCGAGGAACUUGCGAAAGAGAAAAAGGCACGACAAGAGGAGAAGGAAGCGAGGGAGAAAUCUAUAGCUUUGGUCAAAGAAAACGCAAAUGCACGAUCCACGAGGAUACAAGUUCAGGGUACAGAGGACGAAGAUCUCGGUAUUUCAGAUGCAGUCUCGCCUGGAAUCAGAAAAGAUCGUAAGAUGUGGCGUGGAUCGGCGGAUAUGAGUACUGAAGGAGAAUCGGAUGCAGAAUCUUUUGGAGGCGAUUCAGUCUUUUCGAGGUCGAGAUCACCAACUUUCACCAUGAACUCGGUAUCGACGCGCGACGGCACACCAGAAAUCCAUCAAGCUCAAUUCGCAAGAAUGCUUCCCAACACGAACCCACCAUCUCAACGACCAAAACAGCAAUUACAACAAAGAAGUACAUUUCAAAAGAUCAUGCAGGGCAUUUCAACUCCAGCCGUCGCGCAGAACGUAGACAAAGAUCCUUAUGGAGGUAUUGGCAUGGGCGACGAAGGAUGCAGCAAUUGUCGAGGCAAAGACGCGAGUGUAGCUUGGGAUACCGUUGGUCUCUUACGAGCUGAAAACCAAGGCUUGAAAGCACAAGUCGCCACUCUAGAAGAAGGCCUUGAUGGCGCUCUAGCAAUAUGCUACGGCAUCCACUAG
Messenger RNA from Glarea lozoyensis ATCC 20868, 1635 nucleotides. RefSeq lists its product as uncharacterized. Lineage: Eukaryota; Fungi; Ascomycota; Leotiomycetes; Helotiales; Helotiaceae. The transcript has a single exon. Bases 1 to 1635 code for a protein of 544 amino acids. The record is from RefSeq and is a predicted model, not a curated record.